This is a messenger RNA of Rhodofomes roseus, 1877 nucleotides long. RefSeq lists its product as uncharacterized. Lineage: Eukaryota; Fungi; Basidiomycota; Agaricomycetes; Polyporales; Fomitopsidaceae. The transcript has 7 exons. The record is from RefSeq and is a predicted model, not a curated record. Bases 112 to 1608 code for a protein of 498 amino acids.
CGUCCCGUUGAGAGCCAUGCAUCAAUUGCACCGUCUUCGCCUGUGUUCCGCGACCGAGCGUGACGGAGGUACUGGGAGCUGCCCGCCGCGCGAUCUUCACCUGCUCUGUGCAUGCUCGACGGCUCCUGCGCAGCUUCGAUCCCCAUGAGCACCUUCUAUCCGCCCCUCCGUACAGCCCUCUUCAUCCCCAUGUUCGCCAAUCGCCCCGGCUCGCUCUCGAAGAGACCGACACUCCGGCCCUCACCGCUCACGCGCUUCAGCACGAGCGUCGUAAGUCUACUCAAAGCUCAACCUGCGGAAGCAUCCGCGAGUGUCACAUCCGCAACAACGACGCCGACGUUGCCUGUGACAAGUCUUACGAGCAGUCCAACGAGCUCUGUGCUUUCACUUCCGCUCAGCUCGGACCCAGAGGAUGAUGCUGCGAGCAAAAUCACCGAGGAGUUGAGGAGGAAGUUGGAAGCAUCAGAGGCUGCGCUCGCCGCAAAGUCGCGGACGGUGGCUGGACUGGAGGAGAGAGUGAAAUCACUGGUGACUGAGAGCGCCGAGGGAGAGAAAAGCAGGGCCCUACAAGAGGAGGUUCAGAGGGGCACUGAAGAGCGACUGGCAGAUGUCGAACAGCGCCUGACCGAAGCAAUAGCAGAGACGACGAGGAAAGACCUGGAGUUGGAGACGGCGCGCAGCGAGAUUGACGAAACCAGGGCAGGCCUCCAAGAGACGCGAAGCGAGUUGGAGAGCAUGAAAACGGUGUUACAAAGGAAGGAUGAGGAGCAUAGAGCGAUGCUGGAAGAGUCUGACACGACAAAAUCAGCAUUAGCUGGUGUCGAAGCUACUCUAGUGGAGGAGCGUGACAACCGCUCCGCCCUACAGAGUGAGUUGCAAGCUUCAAUACGCCAGCUUGAGGAAACCGCGGAAGCCAGGGCCCGUGUCGAGAGGGACAACGCAGAAUUGAACACGCAAGUUGCUGAGCUACAGACGAAUGCAGCAAAUCAGAUGAAGGAGCUAAAGGCCAUUGGAUCGAAGCUCGAUGACGCUGAGAGAGCACUUCGAAGUAACUCGGAUGAAGUGAAGAUGGAGCGCGAGAACCGGCAGGCUAUCGAGUCAGAAUUGCAACACUACAAGGAAGAUAACACACGCUUCGAUGCAGCCAACGCAAAGUUGUCCUCUGAGCUCGAGUCCAGGACGACGGAACUUCGGGGACAGAGUCGGUGUCUCGCUGAACAAAACCAGGAGCUUGAAUCCUUGCGCUGUCAGGCUGACGCGCACACGGCAAAUGCAGAGACUCUGGCACGACUGCUAGCUGAAGCAGCCCGCGCACGCGAUGACGCUCUCUCCGAACUCAGCGCCCUGAAGUUCCAAUUAUCGGACCUCCAGAUGGCCACCCAUCGAGCGGCAGACACCGCGAUGCACGAGGUGACAGAGGUACGGUGGCAGGCAAUGAAGACCGAGAGCGCCCUCUCCCAGCGGGUGCGAGACCUGGAGGAAGCUUUGCGGUCAGCGCAAGACGAUGCCGCUCAGGAGAUCAAGAAGGUGAGGGGUGAGAAGAGGAGGCUGCGAGAGGAGUUGAGGAACACAGACGUGAACGCCGGUGGCAGCUGUACCAUCCAGUGAAUCUGUCGACAUCGUUCUGCAGGCCAGAACGUCCAAUGUGACUACGUUAUCGUAAUCCGUGUCUUCACUGCGACUGGCAUGAGCCAACUGAAGUCAUGCGUACGUAGCAUGCAUCAAAGUACAUAGUGUUGUUCAACAAUGCGCUUGACUAGACUCCCGAGACUCUCGAGCACUAUUCACAACGCCUGGCCCUAGAGGGAAAAGUCACGGUCCCAAGUAGAUGGUAGGCGGACGUAACCGUGACAGUCGGGUUGCAGUCGGGAGUAGAG